Hydra vulgaris (swiftwater hydra) is the source of this 1998-nucleotide messenger RNA. Its product is annotated as protein TFG. Gene Ontology annotation, cellular component: endoplasmic reticulum exit site. Gene Ontology annotation, molecular function: identical protein binding. The record is from RefSeq and is a predicted model, not a curated record. Gene Ontology annotation, biological process: COPII vesicle coat assembly; endoplasmic reticulum to Golgi vesicle-mediated transport. Lineage: Eukaryota; Metazoa; Cnidaria; Hydrozoa; Anthoathecata; Hydridae.
GAAUUUCAAAAAUUUACACAAACAUUUGACAACAAUUUUUAAUUUAUCGAUAAUCUCUUAUUUUGAACAAAAAAAUAAAUAAAUAAACUGUGAUUUAUUCUAUUAGGAGCUAUAAAAGAUGGCCAUGAAUAGCAGCACUUUUCCGAUGCCUGCAAUUGACCUUACUGGAAAGCUUGUUAUCAAAGCUCAACUUGGAAAUGAUAUUCGUAAAAUUCCUAUUCAUAACGAAGAAAUUACCUAUGACGAGUUGUUGCUGAUGAUGCAAAGGCUUUUUCGUGGAAAAAUAAAAAGUUCAGAUGAAAUAACUAUUAAAGUAAAAGACGAAGAUGGGGAUUUGGUGACCAUUUUUGACAGUUCUGACUUGAUGUUUGCUAAGUCACUUAGUAGAUACUUGAAACUGACAAUAUUUGUCAAUGGUAAGCCUGAGCCUUUAGAAGAUGAUCAAGUUAAAGAAAUAAAACGAGAACUUAUAAGCAUGCGUGACAAAAUCAAUUUUUUAGUAAACAGACUAGAUGAGUUUUCAUCUAAAAUUAUUAAUGAAAAAAAAAAUUCAAAUGUUUCAGAAGUUCAAAAUGCUGUAGAAGAAGUUCCAAAGGAAAAUGUAUCAUCUACUUCUUGCCAAUGCAAUCAAUCGACUUUGAAUCGCAUCUCUAAUCAAUCUAGUUUAUCAUCCAUUAAUAAUAGUCUGAGUGUAGAAUCUGAUCAUUUAACAACUGUAAAAGUCUCUCCUGCAUUUAUGCAUGGUCAUCCAGGUACUGAGAGGAGAACAGAGUUUGUUUCUCAAUAUAAAAGAUAUUAUAAAAACUGUGUCCAUUCUUCUGAAAAAGGGAAGAGUUAUCCUUGCUCUCAAUAUAAUACUUGUUUUGGGUCACUUUCUCACAAUAAAGUUCAGGAUAAAAUAAUUCAACCUGGUCUAUCACGUGUACCUGUAAAUUCUUCGCAUCUUGUAUUAUCUCCAAUAUCGAACCAAACUUCAGAUAAGUAUCUUUAUUCACCACCUAACUCACAAAAAAGUAAUCAAUCAAUGUUUGACUGUAUAGGUGGCAACAUGGUUUCUGCUGACACAAGUAAUUUAGUUUCCAAUACUUUUGGAAGCCAUCGUAGUGAUGGAAAGUUAACAUCUGAAAAACAACGUGCCUACUUUACAGAUUCUAUGAGAUUAAUGAUGUUAGAUUGUUAUAUAAAUCAAAGUAUUGGAGAAGUUGGAUAUAAACAAUUUCCAAAACCUAUUGUAAACAGACUUUCAAAAGACUUGGGUCUAACUAAAGUUCAAGUAAAACAAUGGGUAAGAAACAAAAACAAACGCGUAAGGGCGUUGAUUUUAAAACAAUCGCAAGAACAGUUACCUCAAACAUCGAAAAUGGCUACCUUAUUUAACAGCCAAGAAACUUUUUCUAAUCAAAAAGUUGAUAAUAAUAUUGUAAAAGAUGAACCAAUGGACGAAAAUCCAGUAGUGUUUGUUUUGAAUGACCAAAAUAUUUAAGUCUUGAAAAAAAAUUGUAUAUAACAUAAAUGUCAAGUAUUCUAUUUGAACUUAAAAUUUUGUCUUUUUUUGUUGUUGUUCAAGUUUUAUAUUUUUGAAAACUUUAUAUUAAUAUUGUUUGGUAUUAAAAACGUUUUUAUAAAAUAUUAUAAAAAGGUAAAGUUAAUUCAUAUUAAAUGUUGUUUUACUAGAUUUAGAUCCUUAUAGUUCAGUAUAAAUCAUGUAUUUGUUUGAAGUUUAUAUUUCUUAUUUAAAAUAUAGAGAUUUUUUUUAAUAAGAAAUUAAAAAAAAAAGUUAAUAUAUGUUGUAUUAGAAAGUUAAUAUAGUUCAAUAUAGAUUAAUGAAGUAAAAAAAUUAUUCUGUUUAAUUCCUUACUUCAACCUAUGAUUUUUUACAAAUAUAAAUUUAUUACAUUUUUUUCUCUUUACAGCUUCGCAGAAUCAAGUUCAACGAGUGCCAACAGAGAAACUUAGUUCCGAAACUUCUCGUGUACAAGCUAUGUUUGAUCCGUUAAG